UUUCAUGCUGCUGGCUGGACCCGACCCCGAUUCAAAGAACCUCCGAGGACGGCGGAUGGAGCGGUUCUUUGUCACGACGCCGACCUCUGACCGCCCCCCGUCCGUCGUUCAACAUCAAAUUCCUCCACACCCCCGCGGCCGGUCGGAACACCAGCGCAUUCGGGACCCGAUUUCAUUGUAUCAUUAUCUAUUUGGAACUCGGUCGCGAGCAUUUCUUAUUCUUGGUCUAUUCUUUUUUUUCUCUUUCGCUCGGGGGUACCUCUCUUGCUUUGGAAAAUGACUUCGUUCGGAUAUGAUCAGUUCGUGGCCUUCGGAUCCGACAGUGCCGGGCUCGAACGCAUUCUUCGCGGCCUCCAAGCCCUCACCGCGAUCUUCAGCGCGUACCCGUCCCUCGUCUCCCUCCUCCUCCUGGCCCCGGGCGCUCCGUAUUCGCCCCUCCUCGAGGCCCUCGGCCCGUUACGGGGCCAUCUGAACCUGACCCGCCGCUUCAUCCGCUUCUUCUGGUUCCUCAACUCCUUUGGCGCGUCGUACAACCUCUACACCUCCACCCCGUCGUCGUCGUCACCGGCCCCCCCACAGAGUAAAAAUGGCGGCGGCGUCGCCGUUGGCCUCGAGACAUGGCUCGACAUCCUCCGGUUCACUCUCCUCGGUCUCUACGGCGGCCUUGAGUCCCUGACGCUGCCGGACCUGCUGGGCGUCCCCCGACUGGAGUUCUUCGGCGCCGAGCGCACGGCGGCGCUCAACGUCGAGGCCCAGCGGUUCUGGCUGCUCGCGCUGGCGUGCGGCGUGCUGGCGAACCUGACACGGAUGCUCAAGGCGUUUGCGUACGCGCCCGUGCCGCAGCACGGGCACGGGUACGGCACCGGUGAGGAGGUCGGGAAGGACGGGGACAAGAAUGCCGAGGAGAAGAAGAAAGACGGGGAGAAGCAGGACGGAGACGGCGGGGAGCCGCUGGAUUGGGAGGCGGAGCGUGCUCGUCUCAGGGCCAUUGUGGUUAAGAGGCGGGAGGAGAGGAAGAGGUGGAGGCGGCACGUGGCCUUCCAGGUCAAGUCGCUCGGGCGGAAGGUCUUCUCGGACUCGUUGGACUGCCUCAUCCCCGGCGUCGUCCUGGGCUGGGUGAACGUCCAGCCGGGCACCGUGGGCGUCGCCAUGCUUGUCACGACUGUCCUGACGAGCAAGGAUAUCUGGGAGAGGUGCGGUGCUGCGGUCGCGGCAAAGAGGGCUUCUUAGAAAGGCUGUAGAGGUGGUCAGCCGUACGGCUGAUGAUUGGUUCUUU
Messenger RNA from Colletotrichum destructivum, 1276 nucleotides. Its product is annotated as Putative peroxisomal biogenesis factor 11. The transcript is spliced from 2 exons. Gene Ontology annotation, biological process: peroxisome fission. The coding region runs from base 277 to 1230 and encodes 317 amino acids. The record is from RefSeq and is a predicted model, not a curated record. Lineage: Eukaryota; Fungi; Ascomycota; Sordariomycetes; Glomerellales; Glomerellaceae. Gene Ontology annotation, cellular component: peroxisomal membrane.